AUGGAGAGGCACAGAUGCAAGCGGUGCUACCGCCGCUUCGCCCAUGGCCGCGCCCUCGCCGGCCACAUGCGCUCCCACCACGUGGUUCCUGUGAGGUUUCCCUGCCCCUUGCCCUCCCCCUCUGUCGCCUCGUCUUCCUCACCUGUGGCUGCAAUGGAGGCCGAGGAGGACGGGAAGGGGCCGGCGACGUAUGCUAUCCGCGAGAAGCGGGUGAAGAGCUUCUGUCUUGCAGACCCAGGAUUCUCCUUCACCUCCGCCUUCGAGGACCGCGAGAGCGACACCGAGUCGUUCCUUCAUCGCUGGCCCAAGCGCCGGCGCAGCGUCCCGGCGGAGACCCCUGCGGCGGAGCCACUCAGCUCCGUCUCUGACGUGUCUUCCGAGGAGGCCGUCGCUCGCUGGCUCAUGCUGCUGUCUCGCGACGCGUGGUCUAAGUACGAGGCAGAGGAGCGCAAAUCCAACGGCUGGGACGCGGUCGAAGCAGAGAAGUACGUGGAGGAGGAUGGGAUCGGAUCCAGCUCGCGGCGGCGGCGCAGUAGAUUCCGGUGCGGCACGUGCCGGAAGGUCUUCCGAUCAUACCAAGCUCUCGGCGGCCACCGCGCAAGCCACAAGAGGGAGAGGGCGGAACGCGUCCCGACCGCCGCCGUGAUGCGGAUCCACAGCGAGGAUUUCUCUGGCGCUAGCGCGGCCCACCACGACGCCAAGCUCUGGCGGUGCCCUUACUGUUACCGGGUCUUCGGCUCCGGCCAGGCACUCGGCGGCCACAAAAGAACCCACCUUUCCUCCGCCGCCGCCACUUCCCCUGCUCCCCAUCUUCCUCAUCCUCCCUCCCCGUUCGCCGCCGCCCACAGGAACAAUGGCGGCAGAGAUCUCAAUGUCCCAGCUCCAUUGGAGGAAGAGGCGGAGCUCUCGCAACAGAGUUCGCACGCAAGUGACUUCCUGUCGCCAAUUCGAUCACCCUCCGAGACAAAAAAGACGCCAUUUUGGCGGCAAUUCGAACCAAAUCCUAAGGCAAGGGGCAGCACCAAACUCCAUUCAAGAUCUCAUCUUUUUGAAGCGAGCAUAGGGAACGAGGAUUCAAUUCCAUCAAGCUGA
This is a messenger RNA of Musa acuminata AAA Group (dessert banana), 1092 nucleotides long. RefSeq names its product zinc finger protein ZAT1-like. The record is from RefSeq and is a predicted model, not a curated record. NCBI's taxonomy places the organism in Eukaryota, Viridiplantae, Streptophyta, Magnoliopsida, Zingiberales, Musaceae. The transcript has a single exon. Bases 1 to 1092 code for a protein of 363 amino acids. Gene Ontology annotation, biological process: regulation of DNA-templated transcription.